GGAACCUGAGGUCUUGUGGAAAAGUUAGGUUAGAGACCCUGGGAGCCCUUCUGCCAGAGUAGGUACUUAGGUAUGAGUCUGGGGUUCAGUGAAGUCUGGCCCUUUGUUGUAAAUAUCCGUUAUUGGCACAUAGGUAGCAUUUACAGCCAAGGGGUUGCUGGACGCUCCAGAGGGAGCCCAAAACAGAGCCCUAAGCUCAUCCUUCCAAACCUCUGAGGAUUCGGGAGGGCAGGAGUAACCAGCCAAGGGGGCUGAGAAGCAACUGUCUACCCACGAGGGAGGAGGGCGGGCUCCCUAGCAGAUCACGGAGAGCUCACUGCAGCACCUCGCAGCGAUGGUGCUGGGGUCUCCUCUGGCGAACCCCCUACAGUGCCGCAGCCCCGUUUCCGUCCUGCUGUGGCCGGUCUCCUCCCGCCAGCACAUGGGCAGGGACUUCUGGAGUGCCAAGGCCGGCCGCUGGUGAGCCGAGGAGAUCCCUGGCAGAACCCGAACUCUGGGUUCUGGGGAUGGAGCCCAAGCCCGGGGGGUCUCCAGCCCUUCUCCGCAGCCGAGGCGACACGCCCCACCCACAGCCCCGAGGACUCCUUUUGGCCGCGGGGCAGGGGCUCGGGUGGGCAGUCUGCAGCCCGCGCACGCCCCUUCCCCUCGCCCCAGCCGCCGGCCGGCGGGGACUCCCGGGGCGGGGGAGGGGCUCGCGCGGCGGGGGGCGGGGGGCGUCGCGGCGGGGCGGGACGGGGCCGCGCUCUCCGCGGCGCAGGGCUGUAAUUUGUCGUUAUAUUUAGCCGGCGGCGCCGGGCCGGGCUGCGGGAGGGCGGCGGCGGGGCUAUAAGCGGCCCCGGGCGCCCACCCUCGAAGCGGGAGCCCGAGCGAGGAGGAGACGGCGCUGGAACCCAUGGACACGUCGUACCCCCGCGAGGAUCCCCGGGCCCCGACGCCCCGCAAGGCAGACGGCGCCGCCCACACGGCCCUCACUCUGGGGGCGCCGAGACCCCCACCUCGAGACCACUUGAUCUGGUCGGUGUUCAGCACCCUCUACCUGAACGUGUGCUGCCUCGGCUUCCUGGCGCUGGCCUACUCCAUCAAGGCCCGAGACCAGAAGGUGGCUGGAGACCUGGAGGCAGCCGGGCGUUUGGGCUCCAAAGCCAAGUGCUACAACAUCCUGGCCACGAUGUGGGCGUUGGUGCUGCCGCUGCUUCUCCUGGCGCUGGUGGUGACCGGGGCUCUGCACCUGUCCCGGCUGGCCAAGGGCUCUGCCGCCUUCUUUAGCACCAAGUUCGACGACUCGGACUAUGACUGACAGGCUGCGCCUCGUCUGCAUCCUGACCCGCGGACCCUGACCCCAGUACUAACCCCCAGGGCACUGCUCCAGGGACUCUACCCUGACCCCCUGGAACCCCAACUCCACCACAGGACCUGAUGGCCGCCCCUCCCACCCAGCCUGGGCACCUAAUGCUGACCCUGAAGAUCCCUUAUUUGGACCCCAGUGGCCUCAACUGCAACCUUGAUGGUCCCCGCUCCCCUAACUCCUUGUACCCAGGCUGGACCCUCCCUCCUCACUCACCAGACUCACUCAGCCUUAGUUUCACAAUUAAAAGCACCUGGUUCCAGAAAGUGCCUCCUGGGCUUUUUGCUGGGGUGGCAGAGGGUUUCUUCCUGAGAGGAACCACCCACCCUAGGGGCUCCCCUGGACUGACCCCAGCAUGAUGGUAGGAUGACCCGUGCUGUCUGCUGGGCCGUGCUCCGACUGUCGCCUUCACUCAGGCACUGGGUGGCUUGUGGCUUCUGGGGUGGA
This is a messenger RNA of Mirounga angustirostris (Northern elephant seal), 1792 nucleotides long. It is a transcript of the gene IFITM5, whose product is annotated as interferon induced transmembrane protein 5. Gene Ontology annotation, cellular component: plasma membrane. Bases 893 to 1297 code for a protein of 134 amino acids. The record is from RefSeq and is a predicted model, not a curated record. NCBI's taxonomy places the organism in Eukaryota, Metazoa, Chordata, Mammalia, Carnivora, Phocidae. Gene Ontology annotation, biological process: bone mineralization; bone morphogenesis. The transcript is spliced from 2 exons.